AUUAUGCAGUGUGGUUGUAAGUCAGUAACGACGCUAGAAGAGGCACGUCGUUUUAUAGUAGAUUGUUUCAAAGCAGUAGGUGUUUCAGAAGAAUAUGCAAGGAUUGUAUCUGACAACUUAGUGGAGGCUGACUAUAGAGGGCAUUACAGUCAUGGGAUGAACCGUUUAGAGCUGUACAUCAAUGAUAUUCUGGGCGGAACAGUGGAUCCCAAGGCAGUAUGUUCGGUUGAAAAACAGUCCGCAGCAACUGCGCUUGUGAACGGUAACAAUUGCUUAGGAGCUGUAGUUGGGAAAUUUUGCAUGGAUCUCGCCUUAGAAAAAGCCAGGGAUGCCGGGAUAGGCAUGGUUGUCGUUCACGGUUCCAACCACUUUGGGAUAAAUCAAAUAUAUACGGUACAAGCUGCCAAGAAAGGAUUUAUGGGGUUUAGCUUCACCAAUACCUCACCAAUCAUGGUUCCCACAAGGGCAAAGGAUGCUGCGCUAGGAACAAAUCCACUUUCCUUCGCUGCUCCUGGAUUAAAUGGAGAUAGUUUCAUACUGGACAUGUCUACUGCUUGCGUGGCUAUGGGAAAGAUUGAGAUGCGAGCGAGAAAAGGCCAGUCGAUACCCGAAGGGUGGGCUCUGAAUAGCCAAGGUAAAGUUGAGACCGACGCGAAAGUAGCAAAAGAGGCUGGUAGGUUGCUGCCAUUAGGUGGGGAAGAAAUUAAUUCCGGUUAUAAAGGGUAUGGUUUAGGGCUGAUGGUGGAAACCUUGUGUGGAAUACUGUCAGGAUCAGCAUUCGGACCAAAUAUCCGUAGAUGGGGACGUGAAAAGGCAGUAGCCAAUUUAGGCCAAGCUUUUAUUGCAAUCAAUCCCAAUAAUUUUGCGCCAGGUUUUGAAGGACGAUUAAGCACACUUAUGGAUUAUUUGAGAAACAUGGCACCCGUAGAGUCAAGCAAACCUGUCUUUGUUCACGGUGACAUGGAAAGAACGCACAUGUCAGAGGUGGAUAAGAGGGGCGGCCUCCUUUAUGUAAGCAGCCAACUUGAGACAAAUGCGCAACUAGCGAAGAAACUAAACGUAAGUCCUAUGGGAGGUACGAUGAAAACCAAGUAAUUUUUUUAACAUCAGUUUCAUUCAAUGAAAAAUGUUUAUAGUGCAUGUAUAAAUGUAUAUAAUGCAUAAAUA
Molecule: messenger RNA, 1167 nt
Organism: Anoplophora glabripennis (Asian longhorned beetle)
Lineage: Eukaryota; Metazoa; Arthropoda; Insecta; Coleoptera; Cerambycidae
Exons: 8
Coding region: 4-1095 (363 amino acids)
Molecular function (GO): oxidoreductase activity
Source: RefSeq, a predicted model, not a curated record